Molecule: messenger RNA, 1735 nt
Organism: Lethenteron reissneri (Far Eastern brook lamprey)
Lineage: Eukaryota; Metazoa; Chordata; Hyperoartia; Petromyzontiformes; Petromyzontidae
Gene: MRPS9
Product: mitochondrial ribosomal protein S9
Biological process (GO): translation
Cellular component (GO): mitochondrial small ribosomal subunit; ribosome
Molecular function (GO): structural constituent of ribosome; RNA binding
Source: RefSeq, a predicted model, not a curated record
AUGGCGGCUCGCGCGCCUCACGGGAGUAACAAGGUGGCGGCUCGGCGCGCAUGCGCACUGCGGUCUCCGUGCAGGUGCUGCAGGAGUAGCAAGAUGGCUGCGCCCGUAGCGGCGUGGUUCCGCGCCUCGGCCUCGCUGCUCAGGGCUCGCGGUUCGUUCCCCGCUGCGGGGAGACGCGGCCGCUCCCUGGUCGACGCGUGCGUGCGCGGAACAGGCGCCUGGCUGAGCUCCCGGCGCCCGUACGUGGCCGCCCGUCCCGGCUCCACCGCGAGCGGCGGCGGCAGCGGCGGCGCCGCCGACCGCCUCUCGGAGGAGUUCCUGGCCCAGCAGCUGCGAGACUACGAGCUGGGACGGCGCCACCUUGCCAACAUGAUGGGCGAGGACGAGGAAUCCUUCACGCAGGAGCACAUCGACAAAGCGAUUGAAUAUCUCUUCCCCUCGGGGCUGUUCGAGAAGAAGGCCCGUCCCAUAAUGAAGCAUCCAGAGGAGAUAUUCCCCAAGCAAAAAGUCAUCCAGUGGGGAGAAGAUGGACGUCCAUUCCACUACCUCUUCUACACGGGGAAGCCCAACUACUACACCCUCAUGCACGACUUGUACUCCCAGCUGCUGCAGGUUGAGGCUGAGGAAGACAAGAUGAGGAGCAAAGGUUACACGUCCGGUGACGCUAAGCCUGUGGCCCUGCCGAGCAGCCGCUGGGUGACGCAAGAGGAGCUGGAGCAGUCGCUUAACGAGCAGCUCAGCGAGCAUGACUACGCGCGCUUCGUGCGGCUGGGCGAGCGAAUCGCGUCGCAGCCGUUCCCCACCGAGGCAGCGCGCGAGCAGCUGCUGCGCUUCCGCGUGGCGCUGCAGGUGCAGUCGCAGCAGCAGGAGAUCCCGGAGCGACGCGUGGACCAGGAGGGGCGCGCAUACAGCGAGGCGCUCGGCUUCCGGAAGAGGGCCCGGGCCAAGGUGACACUGUGGGAGAGCGGGUCGGGGAAAGUCACCGUCAACGGACUGGGACACGUCGACUACUUCCCCCAGCUGCAGGACCGAAUGCAGCUGAUGUUCCCGCUGCAAUUUGCGGGGCGUCUGGGCGCGCACGACGCGGAGUGCGAGGUGAGCGGUGUGGGCAGCUCGGCGCAGGCCGGCGCCGUGCGCCACGCCCUCGCCCUCGCGCUCACCACCUUCCUGGAGCCACACCUCAUCGAGGGCAUGCGCAGGGCCGGAUUGUUGACCAAGGACCAGAGAACGAAGGAGAGGAAGAAGCCGGGACAGGAAGGCGCUCGCCGCAAGUUCACAUGGAAGAAGCGCUAGCGCUGCCGCCUAGCGCUUGCCGCUAGCGCUUGCCGCUAGCGCUUGCCGCUAGCGCUUGCCGCUAGCGCUUGCCGCUAGCGCUGCCGCUAGCGCUGCCGACGCGCUCACAGAGACAGCUGGCGCCCACGGGGCCGGUCUCCACAGCUCCCGCAUUGCAGCCGCUCCCUGUUGCCACUUGCAACGUGCGUGAGGAUUUCUUCUUUUAACAGAGCCACGCACGUACAGCGUCAGCGGUCUUUGCCAAACGAUCCCAGUGCUGAGAAUGUAGCUGCCAAGUGGCUCGAUCGGGAUCGCACGCGGCAGCAGCGGGGGCACCCAUUGUCGUGGAAAAACGUGACAGGACCCUGCCGCUGAAGACUUGAACUCCCUGCGGCGCGGGUAAACAAACGUAAAAAUAAUAACUACAGGAAUUAUUUUAAUAAAAAGAAAAUCGAGCAUCAAC